Molecule: messenger RNA, 2113 nt
Organism: Scomber scombrus (Atlantic mackerel)
Lineage: Eukaryota; Metazoa; Chordata; Actinopteri; Scombriformes; Scombridae
Gene: eda
Product: ectodysplasin A
Exons: 8
Coding region: 70-1185 (371 amino acids)
Biological process (GO): animal organ development; immune response
Cellular component (GO): membrane
Molecular function (GO): death receptor agonist activity; tumor necrosis factor receptor binding; death receptor binding
Source: RefSeq, a predicted model, not a curated record
CGGCCCGCGCGAGACAAACGAGCUGAUUAUGCCGAGAUAAAGAGCAUCUGGCUCGCGCUCGGUCCGAUAAUGGCAUGCGAUGGUUCAUCUGCUGAGGAUUUCCCGGACAAAGUGAUGCCCAGGGCAGCUCCCUGCACGUGCAACAAGAAGUGCAGCAGGAGCAGGAGCAGUAUUGUCUUCCUGGGAUUAUUCCUGCUGUCGCUGUCUCUGCACGCUGUCACCCUCGUCUGCUAUUUGGAUCUGCGGUCCGAGGUCAAAAGGGAAAUUAUCCACCAGAAGCGGGACUCCAUGUUGACACUUGCGGGGAGUGACCUGGCUGACCCGGCGGAGGUGCUCUCACCCGGCCACCAUCAGCGUCUGGACCCCGACAGCAGCCGCGGCGGAGAGGGUCGUGAGGAGAGGUUACUGCAUAGAAAUAGUGACUUCCUUGCCACAGAGGACAGCAGGGGCAUAACUCAGCGAUCGAAAAGGAGUCCCGGCAAGCAGCCAGAAACAGAAUCGACUGGAAAGGAAAGGAGGAAAGAGAAGAAAAAAGGAAAGAAAAGGUCAAUACCGGGCCCCCCUGGUCCCCCUGGUCCCGCAGGUCCACAGGGGCCACCGGGCAUCCCUGGAAUCCCUGGUAUUCCAGGAAGCAAUGCUGUGGGGCCUGCAGGACCCCCUGGACCUCCCGGGCCACAGGGACCUCCAGGCGCUCAGGGUCCAGCAGGAGUUCCCGACAAGACAAAAACAAAGGAAUUCCAGCCCGCAGUGGUCCAUUUGCAAGGGCAAGAAACAACCAUCCAAGUGAGAGAAGAUCUGUCUGAAGGCAUCCUUAGGAACUGGAAGAUGGUGUCCAUCCAUCACCGUGUGUUUAAAAUGCACUCUCGCUCUGGAGAGCUAGAGGUGCUGCUGGAUGGUGUCUACUUCAUAUAUAGUCAGGUAGAAGUGUACUACCUCAACUUCACCGACAUUGCCAGCUAUGAGGUGAUGGUGGACUCCAACCCGUUCCUCCGCUGCACCUGCAGCAUCGAGACGGGACAGCGCAAGUUCAACACCUGCUACACGGCUGGGGUGAGCCUGCUGCGAGCCGGCCAGAGGAUCUCCAUACGCAUAGUCUAUGAGGACACACUCAUCAGUAUGACCAACCACACCACUUUCCUUGGAAGUGUCAGACUUGGAGAGGCUCCAUCUGCUGGACAGAACUGAUAACUACACAAUCACCAGCCCUCUGCAGAAAUGAAACGUUGCUCACGACGGUCAAAUCAGCCCAGAGUAACACUGUCUUUUCUUAUCCAGCCUCAUGCAGGAUUGAUUAAUUGGUUAGAUUUGUGUUUUAGAAGCGACAAGCCCAAGCCUUGCCCCAUGAGACCCCAUCAAGAGGAUACUUCAAUCCUCCAGGUUAAUAAAGUUGAGGAAGCCCCUGGGUGACUUUUGUUCACUUUCACAGCUCUGUAUUAAAAAAAAAAAAGACAAUAUGGACUGUUAUGCUUCCGCUGCCAUUGAUUCUGUGCAAAGAGACUAACCUUGAUGAGCCAAAUGUCCUUUUACUCAUCAAACAAAUGUUUCUAUUUAUAGUCACCAUUUUGUGUCAACACAGACAGCAUCUCUCUUUAUAACAAGGAAGGACACUGCGCUGACAGAUACUUUAUAUUUACAUAUGUUUAAGUGCUGUUGAAUGAUAAUCUUGUAUCUCCAAACACACCAGCUAUUCCAAAUGUUUUAUUUUAAGUUUUUAGACUUGGAAUUUUUAAUUAAUUUAAUUAUAUUAACAGUUGUGGUUUAACAAGAAGGGGUUUAAAGCUCCAUAUGCCCCUGGGUUAUAAGGAAUGAUUAAAGUAUCAUAUAAAGGUUCAGUGCAAGUAUAAAGGUAUCUAUGCAACAUUGAUAAAAUCCAUUAAAACUGGAGUUAUAAGGUAUUCACAGAGCAACAGCACUAUAUAUUUUGCGCACAUUUGCACUACAGCAUCCCUGCAGAAUAUCAGUGAUAUGUUUUGUUACAGUGCUAUUGUUUAGUUAACGUAUGAAUGAGUCCAUGUGGAAAAAUGAGAGUUGUUUAUAUGUCUCUGUACAUAUUGUAUAUAAAAUGGGAUAUACUUUUGUAAAUGGAGUUGAUUGAUGGAUUAAAAUGUUUCAU